This is a messenger RNA of Coccinella septempunctata (seven-spotted ladybird), 3021 nucleotides long. It is a transcript of the gene Ir25a, whose product is annotated as ionotropic receptor 25a. Gene Ontology annotation, biological process: synaptic transmission, glutamatergic; modulation of chemical synaptic transmission; monoatomic ion transport. The record is from RefSeq and is a predicted model, not a curated record. Bases 114 to 2951 code for a protein of 945 amino acids. Gene Ontology annotation, cellular component: plasma membrane; postsynaptic membrane. Gene Ontology annotation, molecular function: transmitter-gated monoatomic ion channel activity involved in regulation of postsynaptic membrane potential; glutamate-gated receptor activity. The transcript has 10 exons. NCBI's taxonomy places the organism in Eukaryota, Metazoa, Arthropoda, Insecta, Coleoptera, Coccinellidae.
AUACAUGGUCUUCCUGUACACAUACCUAUUGAUUUUACCGCAUAUUGCUUAGCAACAAGAAAAUUUUUGUAGGACACUCAUCAACCCUUCAUUACCCAAAAAAGCAUCGGAGAAUGUACCUACUACGGAUAAGAAUGAAGACGUUAUGUAUUUUUUUCAUGUAUUCUUUACAUCAGUGUUUCGCUCAAACAACCCAAAAUAUAGUCGUUUUGUUCGUCAAUGAGGAAGGGAAUGAAGUAGCUGAGUCUUCAGUCGAUGUGGCAUUGACUUAUAUCAAGAAAAAUAAUAAGCUAGGCAUAAACGCCGAAGUUACGAAAGUUUCUGGCAACAGAACUGAUUCAGCAGGGUUGCUUGAAUCACUAUGCAAAGUCUACAAUGCCAUGUUGGAAAGAAAUGAACCACCGCAUCUAGUUCUGGACACUACGAUGACCGACCUCGCAUCAGAAACCGUCAAAUCAUUCACCCAGGCAUUAGCCCUACCCACCAUAAGCGCCUCAUUUGGCCAAGAGGGAGAUCUUCGCCAGUGGCGUACCAUAGAUGAGGACGAGAAAAAGUAUCUGGUUCAAAUAUGCCCACCCGCCGAUAUAAUCCCAGAAAUCAUAAGAAAAAUAGUCCUACAACAGAAUAUAACUAACGCUGCCAUACUUUUCGACGAAACGUUCGUCAUGGAUCACAAGUAUAAAUCUCUGCUACAGAAUGUAGCCACCAGGCAUUUGAUAUCAGCGAUCGACACUCCAAGAAUUGAGGCACAACUGCAGAGGCUACGCUCUUUGGACUUGGUCAACUUCUUCAUCCUCGGCACAAUCGAUAACAUCAAACUUGUGCUCGAUGCUGCCCAGAAAAAUGCUUAUCUCAACCGAAAAUUCGCAUGGCACGCCAUUACCCAAGAUUUGGGAGAACUGAAGUGUAACGUGAAGAAUGGAACUAUACUUUUCGUGAAGCCGGUGGUCAAUGCAAAUUACCAGAACCGUCUGGGUCAAAUCAAGACGUCGUAUCAGCUGAACGCUAAGCCAGAGAUAGCAGCAGCUUUCUAUUUCGACUUUGCCCUUCAUUCGCUUCUUACUGUUAAAAAUAUGAUAACUGAUGGAAGUUGGCAGAAAACGAAUGCUACAAAUUUCAUUACUUGCGACGAAUAUGACGGUAAAAAUAUACCAAAAAGAGUAGGACUAGACUUGGAAACUGCACUGAAGAAGGAGCUUCAGGAUAGUGCGGAACCACCUACCUAUGGACCAUUUGAGAUCAUUUCGAAUGGUUUCAGUCAAAUGGAGUUCGAUAUGACGAUGUCUCUUGUAGAUGUUAGAGAUGGAGCACCAGAUAAAACAACGCCUGUAGGUACAUGGGCAGCAGGUUUGAACUCGAAUCUCUCAUUCUUAGAGAACGGGAUCAUGGAUAAAUUCACCUCAGCGUUGGUGUAUCGAGUGGUUGUAGCAGAGCAAAUUCCGUUCGUCUUCAGGGAUGAAAACUCCAAAAAAGGAUACAGUGGCUACUGCAUAGACCUAAUGGACAAAAUAGGUGAAGUCUUGAGGUUCGAGUACGAGAUUCAAUUGGCAACUGGAAACGUCUUUGGAAAUAUGGACGAGCAAGGCAAAUGGAAUGGACUGAUAAAGGACCUCAUGGACAAAAAGGCCGAUAUUGGCUUGGGAUCCAUUUCUGUGAUGGCAGAAAGGGAAAACGUAAUCGAUUUCACUGUACCCUACUAUGACUUGGUUGGUAUUACGAUUCUGAUGAAGGUACCAAGAGUUCCCACUUCCCUGUUCAAAUUCUUGACAGUUCUGGAAGACGAGGUAUGGAUGUGUAUUCUUGCAGCUUACUUCUUCACCAGCUUUCUCAUGUGGAUCUUCGAUAGGUGGAGUCCUUACAGUUACCAAAACAACAGAGAAAAGUACAAAGAUGACGAAGAAAAGAGAGAGUUCAACCUGAAAGAGUGCCUGUGGUUUUGUAUGACUUCUUUGACGCCUCAAGGGGGAGGAGAAGCUCCGAAAAAUUUGUCAGGACGUUUGGUUGCAGCCACAUGGUGGCUGUUCGGAUUCAUCAUAAUAGCUUCUUACACUGCGAAUCUUGCAGCAUUUUUGACAGUAUCUCGUUUGGAAACUCCGAUUGAAUCACUGGACGAUUUGUCCAAACAAUAUAAGAUUCAGUAUGCACCUCUUAAUGGAUCUUCUUCUGCCACGUACUUCGAGAGAAUGGCUAACAUAGAAGCUAGAUUUUAUGAGAUCUGGAAGGAUAUGAGCCUCAACGACAGUCUCAGCGACAUAGAAAGGGCAAAACUAGCAGUAUGGGACUAUCCAGUCAGUGACAAGUACACCAAGAUGUGGCAAGCGAUGAAAGAGGCAGGUUUUCCGAGUACGCUCUCAGAAGCUGCCGAGAGGGUUAAGGCUUCAGAAUCUUCAACCGAGGGCUUCGCCUAUCUGGGAGAUGCAACAGAUAUAAAAUAUCUCGAAAUGACGAAUUGUGAUCUGAAACCAGUUGGUGAGGAAUUUUCGAGGAAACCUUACGCCCUUGCAGUGCAACAAGGUUCACCCUUGAAGGAUCAGCUCAAUACAGCAAUAUUACAACUGUUGAACAGGAGAGAACUGGAAAGGCUCAAAGAGAAAUGGUGGACCAAGAAUCCAAACAGAGCAAAAUGCGAACAGCAAGAGAACCAGUCUGACGGUAUCAGCAUCCAGAACAUCGGAGGUGUCUUCAUCGUUAUAUUCGUCGGAAUAGGUUUGGCUUGUAUAACAUUGGCUUUCGAAUAUUGGUGGUACAAGUAUAGAAAGGUAGCAAAAGUAGUCACCGUACAGGAAGCAGACGUUCAUCCCGUACCAAAAAAUGCUUUCGGAGCAGACAGUUUUGGAAAAAAUAAAUUCGGUAGGGAAACUUUUGGCAAGGAGACGUUCGGUAAAAAGAAAGCUGAGAAGUUUGAACCGAAAGUUAAACCAACUAAAUUGUAUCAGGGGUCACACUAUUGAUCAUUAUUACCUACAUGUUGAUUGUCAUCUUAUAUAGCCGAAUCUCAGCUAGGAGGAAUAUUACACUCAC